Messenger RNA from Hyaloscypha bicolor E, 861 nucleotides. RefSeq lists its product as uncharacterized. The record is from RefSeq and is a predicted model, not a curated record. Lineage: Eukaryota; Fungi; Ascomycota; Leotiomycetes; Helotiales; Hyaloscyphaceae. The transcript is spliced from 2 exons. Bases 1 to 861 code for a protein of 286 amino acids.
AUGCGCCACUUCGAGGAUAAUGCAGUCAGCAUUACGGAAGAUCAGAUGGAUGUCAAAGAGGACGGAAAGGCUGGUAUCACGUACUGGGCCCAUGGUCUUAAGGCUAUUUGUCCGGGAGAAAGAUAUGAUGAGCUUGUGGCGAUUUUGAAGGGCGGUACUCAGAAACUCCGUCGCAAAGAAGAUGGUCAUCCUGAACAAAUGCCCGGAGCAACCAGCGAGACAAUCGAAGGUCGUCACAAGUUCAUGGCUGAAAUCGAGUUAUUCAUAGAAUUAACUCCUCUUAAACAGAUGCUUGGUCAGCUAUACCAAAUCACGAAUCCCCAAACCUUUGAGCGAGCGACGGAGAUUGUAAGCCACUGGCGCGAGAGAAGUGGCCACGGUGGCCUUGUGUUCACCCUUGAGAUUCCGGAUACCGACACCGGAUACUUCGACGAAGUGGAAACUGUCAUGCUCGCUUGGGGUGACUAUAAGAGAGGCGAAGAAGGGGAACUAUACAUCCCGGCCCUCAACAAGAAGUACGUCAUGUACGGGGAUAGUGUCAUCUUCGUGCGAACCGGCCUAUACCAGCAUUUCGUGGAACCGGUGCAUGGAUCCAGCCAGCGGCACAGCAUGGUCAGCGUUGUUACAGCUGACAUGGCCGAUUUCGACGCGCUCGAGCUUCCCCCAACGCCAGCGGAGGUGGUUGCUUAUCAGGAAGUGGCAAAAGACCCCACUGAGAUUAAGACAUGCAAAUUUUGCAUGAGAGAAUUCAAGAAUUUUACUGGACCCAAAGGCCAUCCCUCGGCAGCGAUCAGGUAUAAGGGAGGCGAUGAGAAGGACGAGUUUGAAGCAAGAAAUGCGAUUCUCAAGGAAUAUAAGUAG